AUGAAGUGGUUCCUAAAGGACACGGACGACCCGUUCUGCGUGUACCAGAAGGACGUGCUGCUGUGCUCGGACAGGGAAGGCGAAGACUGUGCUGACGACUGCGAGAUCAAGAGGACGCUCACGGCUCUCACGAGCACAGAGGAGUGCGUUCCCGGCGAAGAAGUCCUGCUCGAAUUGGGGUAUGAGGAGGGCAGCAACCUGAAGCAGAGAGUGGGCAAUGGGAUCGCAGUUUGCCCCACCCUCCAGAGCUCCGAGCAGUGCUUGAACUACCUCUAG
Messenger RNA from Ostreobium quekettii, 276 nucleotides. NCBI's taxonomy places the organism in Eukaryota, Viridiplantae, Chlorophyta, Ulvophyceae, Bryopsidales, Ostreobiaceae. The record is from the annotation of a GenBank genome assembly.